CUCUUUCUCUCUCUCUCUCUCUCUCUCUCUCUCUCUCUCUCUCUCUCUCUCUCUCUCUCUCUCUCUCUCUCUCUCUCUCUCUCCCUCCCUCUCUCUGAGAGUGUGAGAAGUGCGCGUGCUGUAUCAGUGGCAGCGCGAGCGAGCGCACAGCUCCAAAAGACAGCAGAGCGCAGCGCACAUCUCCGCGCGAGACCCCCCAGCCACAGAUGCGAGGACCCCGAAGGCGCGCGCACGGGCGGCGGGCAUGUGGUGAACUGGACACCAGCAACAAUGGAUCAAAGGACGCACUGUCGCGCGCUGCCUCUUCUUUACCAUCUUCUUAUUAUUCUUCUGGUGCACGCGCUGGACUUUACUCGCGGACAGUUCUUUCCAGGCAGCUGUUCAUUUGAGGAGCACUACAGUAAGUGUGGGUACAGCGUGGCUCUGGGGACCAAUGGCUUCGCCUGGGAGCAAGUCAACACCUGGGAGAGGCCAACUAUGGACGCUGCUGUUCCCACAGGAUCUUUUAUGAUGGUGAAUGCGUCGGGUCGUGCUUCAGGACAGAAGGCUCACCUCCUGCUCCCGACGCUGAAGGAAAAUGAUACUCACUGCAUCGACUUCCAUUACUCCCUCUCCAGUCGAGACGGCCGCAGCCCCGGAUCCCUCAACGUCUACAUAAAGGUGGACGGUGGACCACAGGGUAACCCCAUCUGGAACGCCUCCGCCCCGGUUACCGAGGGCUGGGCCAAGGCUGAGCUCGCCAUCAGCACCUUCUGGCCCAAUUCCUACCAGGUCAUAUUUGAGGCAGUGUCUGUACAAGGACAUACUGGCUUUAUCUCAGUGGACGAGAUUCACGUUUUGGCUCACCCCUGCCGAAAGACGCCCCAUUUCCUUCGGCUGCAGAAUGUGGAGGUGAAUGUGGGGCAGAAUGCAACUUUCCAGUGCAUCGCUGGGGGCAAGUGGUCACAAGAAGAUAAACUGUGGCUUCAGCAGUGGAAUGGUAAGGACACUUCUCUGAUGGUCACUCGCUCAGUGAACCAGCGCCGGUUCUCCGCUAUCGUCCGGGUGGCCGACACCUCGCAGCGAGGAACCAGCCGCUACCGCUGUGUCAUCCGCUCUGAUGGAGGAUCAGGAGUUUCCAACUACGCUGAACUCAGCGUUAAAGCCCCUCCCACUCCAAUCGCCCCUCCUGAGCUGCUGGCAGUUGGUGCCACCUACCUGUGGAUCAAGCCGAAUGCUAACUCCAUCAUCGGUGAUGGACCAAUCAUCCUCAAAGAGGUGGAGUAUCGGACCACCACUGGAAACUGGGCGGAGACACACAUUGUGGACGCGCCCACUUACAAACUGUGGCACCUGGAUCCGGAUGUGGAGUACGAGAUUAAGGUUCUAUUGACCCGACCGGGAGAGGGGGGCACCGGACCCCCAGGACCACCCCUCAUCACCCGCACCAAGUGUGCUGAUCCGGUGAACGGUCCUCAGAAUGUGAAGGUGGUGGACGUGCGGGCGAGGCAGUUGAGGCUGGAGUGGGAUCUGUUCACGUACGCCGUGACUCGCUGCCACAGCUUUAACCUGACGGUUCAGUAUCAGUAUAUAUUUAACCAGCAGGAGUUCGCAGCCGAGGAGCUGAUCCCCACCUCCUCCCACUACAUCCUGAGAGGACUGAGACCCUCCGUCACCGUCCGGCUCCGACUCGUACUCGCCAACCCUGAGGGCAGCAAGGAGAGCGAGGAGAUCGUCAAGCAGACGGAGGAGGACGUUCCGGGUCCUGUUCCGAUGGAGUCGAUUCAGACGGGUCCGUAUGAGGAGAAGAUCUUCAUGCAGUGGAAAGCUCCCAACGAGACCAACGGUAUCAUCACUCUGUAUGAGAUCACCUAUAAGGCUCUGAGCUCUCUGGACCCCAGCGCUGAUCUGAGUUCGCAGCACGGUCGAGUUUUUAAGCUGCAGAAUGAAACUCAUCACCUGUUCGUGGGUCUUUAUCCCGGAACCACCUACUACUUCACCCUGAAGGCCAGCACCAGCAAGGGCUUCGGCCCCCCCGUCACCACCCGCAUCGCCACCAAGAUCGCAGCUCCUUCAAUGCCUGAAUACGAGACUGAAUCUCCUCUAAACGAGACCGACACCACCAUCACCGUCCUCCUGAAACCGGCCCAGUCCAGAGGAGCUCCGGUCAGUGUGUAUCAGGUGGUGGUUCAGGAGGAGCGUAAGCAGAAGGUUCGGAGGGCGACGGAUGUUAUCGAGUGUUUUUCGGUUCCGGUCAGCUUCAGGAACGCCUCGGUUCUGGACUCGGCGCAUUACUUCGCGGCUGAACUCGCCCCAGUUAACCUGGCGGUGGUGCAGCCCUUCACCAUCGGGGACAACAAGACCUAUAAUGGUUACUGGAACGCCCCCCUGUCCCCCGCCAAGAGCUACAGCAUCUACUUCCAGGCCCUGAGCCGAGCCAACGGGGAAACCAAAAUCAACUGUGUUCGUCUGGCGACCAAAGUGGUAAUAGGUAGGGGACAAAAUACCACGCCCUACAUACUUGUCAUUCCCAGUGAAGGUGCCUCCACCCAGAACUCGAACGCGGUGGAGCCGGAGAAGCAGGUGGACAGCACGGUGAAGAUGGCCGGAGUCAUCGCAGGAAUCCUCAUGUUCAUCAUCAUCCUGCUGGGGGUGGUCCUCACCUUCAAACGCAGAGAAAUCCACACCUGGAGAACUCUGAGUGUGGGAAGAAAUGCGUAUUCCUACUCUUACUACCUGAAACUGGCGAAGAAACAGAAGGAGACGGCGAGCAGCAGCACUCAGAGGGAGAUGGGACCUGUGGGCACGGCCGACAAAAGCACCGGCAAGGUCAGCACCCUGCACAAGGACGACCCCUUCUCCACCAGCAACCAGGACCUCAACGGAUUCGCCUCCUCCUCGCCGUGCUCUUUCUCAGUUCAGGGUAAAACUCUGCAGAGUAAAUCCCUCCUCAACUCCUAUUACUCAGUAUCCAAAGAUCCAGUUCCUGCCACCACAUCUAUUGACGGCAGCCACAGCGAGAUGUCUCAGCCCUCGAUGACCAUUCAGACGUAUCCAUAUGGAGGCUGUGAGUCAGUGGAGAUGUCCUACCAGGCGGGCCAGUUCCAGCCUGCCAUCCGCGUGGCCGACCUUCUCCAACACAUCACCCAGAUGAAGUGCGGCCAAGGCUACGGGUUCAAAGAGGAGUAUGAGGGUCUGGCAGAGGGACAGACGGCCCCGUGGGAAACGGCCAAGAAAGAAGAGAACCGCAACAAGAACCGCUAUGGUAACAUCAUUGCUUAUGAUCACACUCGAGUCCGACUGCAGCUGCUGGAGGGAGACCCCCACUCCGACUACAUCAACGCCAACUACAUAGACGGUUACCACAGGCCGAGGCAUUACAUCGCUACACAAGGACCCAUGCAGGAGACGGUGAGAGAUUUCUGGCGAAUGAUUUGGCAAGAGAACUCUGCCAGCAUCGUCAUGGUAACCAACCUGGUGGAAGUGGGCAGGGUGAAAUGUGUUCGCUACUGGCCGGAUGAGACUGAAGUUUACGGAGACGUCAAAGUGACGCUUAUCGAGACGGACCCUCUGGCUGAAUACGUCAUCCGCACCUUCACCGUCCAAAAGAAGGGGCAUCAUGAGAUCAGGGAGAUCCGGCAGUUUCAUUUCACCAGUUGGCCGGAUCACGGUGUGCCGUGUUACGCCACCGGGCUGCUCGGCUUCGUCCGGCAGGUGAAGUUCCUGAAUCCUCCGGACGCUGGGCCGAUAGCGGUGCACUGCAGUGCUGGGGCUGGAAGAACGGGUUGUUUUAUUGCGGUGGAUAUCAUGCUGGACAUGGCAGAGAAUGAAGGCGUGGUGGACAUUUUCAACUGCAUCAGAGAGCUGCGCUCACAAAGAGUCAAUAUGGUUCAGACUGAGGAGCAGUAUGUGUUUGUACACGAUGCCAUCCUGGAGGCAUGCUUGUGUGGAAAUACAGCCAUACCUGUGUGUGAGUUCAGAGCCAUCUACUACAACAUCAGCAGACUGGACCCACAGACCAACUCCAGCCAGAUCAAAGAUGAGUUUCAGACCCUGAACAUUGUGACUCCGCGAGUUCGGCCGGAGGACUGCAGCGUCGGCCUCCUCCCCCGUAACCACGAUAAGAACCGCAGCAUGGACGUUCUGGCGUUGGACCGCUGCCUGCCCUUCCUCAUCUCUGUGGACGGAGAGUCGAGCAACUACAUCAAUGCAGCGCUGAUGGAUAGUCAUAAACAGCCGGCGGCCUUCAUCGUGACGCAGCACCCGCUACCCAACACAGUGGCUGAUUUCUGGAGGCUCGUAUUCGACUAUAACUGCUCCUCCAUCGUGAUGCUGAAUGAAAUGGACGCUGCACAGCUCUGUAUGCAGUACUGGCCGGAGAAGAGCUCGUGUUGUUACGGCCCGAUCCAGGUGGAGUUCAUCUCCGCCGACAUCGACGAAGACAUCAUCAACCGCAUCUUCAGAAUCUGCAACAUGGCUCGGCCGCAGGAUGGCUACCGGCUGGUGCAGCACUUCCAGUUCCUCGGCUGGCCGGCGUACAGAGACACCCCGCUGUCCAAGCGCUCCAUCCUACAGCUGGUGAGACGACUGGCCAAGUGGCAGGAGCAGUACGACGGGGGGGACGGACGCACUGUGGUCCACUGCCUGACUGGCGGGGGGCGUAGCGGGACGUUCUGUGCGAUCUGUAGCAUCUGUGAGAUGAUUCAGCAGCAGAACAUUGUUGACGUGUUUCAUACAGUGAAGACGCUCAGAAACAACAAGGCCAACAUGGUCGAGACAAUGGAGCAGUAUAAGUUCUGCUAUGAGGUAGCACUGGAGAGCCUCAGCUCCUUCUGAGAGGUGAAGAUGAGAGAGCAUCCAUCUUCAUUUGGUCAGAGCACCACCCUUCAGCCUCCCUCCUCCUUCCUCCCGCCGAGGACACGACCGGGCGAGGAAACCGAGGGAGCGGUCUAUCGCCUCGUCUCUGGGGUUUAUGUAAAGUAUUGUAUAAAGAAGAAAAAAAAGAAAAUACAAAAACGACCUCUAUCAGCAUUUCUUUCUCUUUUUUUGUGGAAGUCCGGCGUCAGAGCCUGAGCGCCGGGCCGUGGAGUGAUCUGUACAGUUCUUUUCCUAUUUAGAUAUACGCCUUGAAUGUUAUCCUGUCAAUGUAGAGGAAAAAACACACUUAAAAAGAGAAAAACGGAGGAAAAAUCAUCUUUCUAUUCUUUCCAGCGGAGGAGAAACACACGGACUGACGUUUCCUGAGCUACGUUCAGCCUGUGGAGAAACGCGAGAGCAGCGCAGAUUAAACGAGUUUGAAAGAAGCUUGAUAUUUUUGUUAUUCUGAUGGUUUUUCGUGGUUCCCGUCUCUUUUGUGCAUUUUCACACUGUCUGAUUUAUUAAAGCCUCAGAGAGAGAGAGAGAGAGAGAGAGAGAGAGGAAGAGAGAGCGAGAGAGCGAGAGAGAGAGUGAGAGAGAGAGAGAGCGAGAGAGAGAGGGAGAGAG
Messenger RNA from Astyanax mexicanus (Mexican tetra), 5463 nucleotides. RefSeq names its product protein tyrosine phosphatase receptor type T (gene ptprt). NCBI's taxonomy places the organism in Eukaryota, Metazoa, Chordata, Actinopteri, Characiformes, Acestrorhamphidae. The transcript has 35 exons. Gene Ontology annotation, cellular component: membrane. Gene Ontology annotation, biological process: protein dephosphorylation. Gene Ontology annotation, molecular function: protein tyrosine phosphatase activity; protein binding. The coding region runs from base 271 to 4815 and encodes 1514 amino acids. The record is from RefSeq and is a predicted model, not a curated record.